GCUCGAGCCACGUAUGCGUUGACAACUGACUCCUUCUUUGGACGAAUACCAUCAAAAAGCUGAUACGGUACAUGUGUCCAAAACACGACUUUACGCCUUCUUUUGUGGAGCAUAAAAGAGACAGCACCAACAAUCAAGUUGCCAACAACCUCUCCACAAGUGAAAUCAACUCAUCAUCAUGUUUAUCCGCCUCUCUACUGUUUCCGCUGUUCUCCUCGGCUUGACGGCCCUUGUAAACGCUGGAGUGCCAGCCAAUUAUAUAGCACUUGCGCGCGAAGAGUAUUCUGAACCGGUUCAACGCCAGCCAGGAAAACAGCGCGGCAACUUCUAUGCACUUCCAAACUAUUAUGAAGAACCAGUUACAAGGGACCUCGAUUUAGAAUAGUGCUCA
This is a messenger RNA of Suillus discolor, 391 nucleotides long. RefSeq lists its product as uncharacterized. The transcript has 4 exons. Bases 179 to 385 code for a protein of 68 amino acids. The record is from RefSeq and is a predicted model, not a curated record. NCBI's taxonomy places the organism in Eukaryota, Fungi, Basidiomycota, Agaricomycetes, Boletales, Suillaceae.